AAGAGUCAGGGUUCGUGCUUUCUCGUAACUGUUGACAUUUUAACCUAGGAGCGUCCCAGUAAAAAGGUGAAAAUGAAAGUGGAUAACUGAACAUAUUGUCAUAUUGUAUUCCAUUUUCAUCCAAUUUAUGUUUCUGAAGCUGAAGCUGAACAUUCAAGGACUGGGUCAAGUGUUCGUUCAACACGCACAGUAGAAAAGUGAUCCUAGAGAAACCACUCUCACCCGAGACACGAUCAAAGGUAGGAAUGAACAAGCGCAUGUGGAGUGAUGAAGAAACCAAAGCAUUUGUGGGUUUCAUGAAGGAGUUCGUUGUUGAUGGUCUGAAAACCGAUUCUGGACAAUUCAAACCAGGAACUUUUAAAAAACUAGCUUUGAAGAUGCUGGAGGCCUUCCCAACUUGUACCAUAACCGCCAAACAUUGCAAAAAUAAGCAUAAGCGAUUGAAGGAGAAGUAUCAAUAUGCCUCUGAGAUGUUGGCUUGCAGUGGAUUUGGGUGGAAUUCUAAAAAACAGUGUGUGGAAGUAGACAGUAAAGAUGUUCUUGAUGCGUGGACGAAGGUCGCACACCCGACCAAGUUCUACACUGUUGGGAAGCCAUUCCCUUUGUUCCACCGACUAGAGGGUAUAUUCGGAAAAGAUAGAGCCACGGGUGUAAGUGCAGUAAGUGGUUUCAACACACAGGAACAAGUUCAUGAAGAAGGGGAAGAUCAGAGUCCAGGAAUACUAGAGGGUACAUUCGGAAAGGAUAGAGCCACAGGUGUAGGUGCAAUAAAUGGUUUCAACACACAGAAACAAGUUCAUGAAGAAGAGGAAGAUCAGAGUCCUGGAUUGGACGAAUUUGAGGUGUCAGCAAAUACAAGCUUUGAUGGAGAGCAAGGAGCAGCUUCACACUCUGAGGCUGGUGCAGCUAGCGCAAGGCAUUCAGGAAAGAAGAGGAAGCAAAAUGACAUUCUAGAGAGGAUGGUUGAAUGUGUGCGGUUUUCUAUUGCUGCCCAAAAGAAGCAUGUUCAAGUACUUGCUGAUGCUAUUUCAGGUGUGAAUGAGAGGUUUAAGAUCGGCGAGAAGCUUGAACAACUUGGAUUCGAUGAUGAUGAGGUUGUGCAGGUCGUGUUGAAGUUUUCUGAUAACUCAAAUUUGGAGAAGAGCUUCUGGAGUUUGACAGAUUCUCAGAAGAUUGCAUUAGUGCGAUCCAUUCUAAGAUAGAAUUAGUGUUGAUUGUCUCCUGUUGUGGUAUAUUGUGAAACCUUUGGUAGUCUUUUGGAACUUAGUUAGGUUGAUUUAAGACUUUCAAUGUCCAAGUACAUAUUAGGUGACACAUAUUUCAGACUUGUAAUGGCAUUCUCAAACCACAAUCGCAAAAGUGUUCUCCAAUUACAUUAGAACUGUUGGUGCCAUUGGAACCACACUUGUAAAUCUUCUACUUCUGCAUGCCAUUAUUAACAAAACUCAUAUACCUGU
Molecule: messenger RNA, 1457 nt
Organism: Arachis ipaensis
Lineage: Eukaryota; Viridiplantae; Streptophyta; Magnoliopsida; Fabales; Fabaceae
Source: RefSeq, a predicted model, not a curated record